UUUUUUGUUUAGGGGCAGCUGCCAGUGGUCGUAAUGUUUUGCCUGAUCGGUGCAGGGUUAAGUUUCGUUUUCAGGGAAGCGAGUGAAAACGAAAGUAAAGCAGCUGAUGGUGAUGAGACGGAAAUGCAACCCAGCUGAUCCGCGUCGCCAACAGGACAACUGCAAGCCGCUCGUGGUUCUGUUCGGAACCUGCAGCCGAACUUGAGCCGAAUAAUCAUCCUUUGUUCUGAUGUCUUAUCUCUUGAAACUAUGCCAGAAUGUGGCGCACAGGUACCUCGUAGUGAGAGGCCUCAAUAACUACUACCUGUCCUGUUGUGUGAACACUUUGCUGCAGACCCUCAAUGCUACUUGGGAACUAGCAGAUAUAUUAGAGAAGUGGGAAGAUGCUGGUUUGGGAGCAGUUGGUGAAAAUGUUCCCUUCCAGCUAAAGGGAGUCCUGAAGGCCAUGCGAGAAAAUUGUCCUCAGCCUGCUCCACAUAAAGACUUCCUCCACUGCUUGGACAGAAACUGCAUUCGACUUCAAACGCAGCACGACGCAGACGAGGUUUUCCUCUCCAUUCUGGAUUUGAUGCAGAGGCAGAUGGAUGACAGAGCACUGGCUCUUGAAAUCCAGAGUCUGUACAAGAUUUCCGUGGAGACACAGCUGCAGUGCUUGGAGUGCAACGCCGUUCAGACGCAAAACAGUCACCUGCUCAGCCUGCCUUUGCACAUAAGGGAAGACCAGAACUCCCUGGAAGACUGCAUGAACUCCUUCUUUCAGCAACAGGAGCUGAAGGGCAUUAACUGCUGUCUUUGUGCACAAUGUGAAACCAGGACGCCAUCCAGACAGGGUGUCAAGGUCCGCUCUUUGCCUCGAAUCUUGUGCAUACAACUGAAACGAUUUAGGAACUAUCAUGGACGCACCCUAAAACUCGACUGUAAAGUCAGUUUCCCAGAAACCUUCGACUUUUCUGAGAUUCACAAAGAAGCUUUCUCCACAGACUUUACUCAGAAUGACUGCAGGUACACUUUGUAUGCUGUCGUCGUUCACUCUGGCACGGCAACGUUUGGACACUACACCGCUUAUGUCCGCCACAAAGUGACCAACUGCUGGCACUAUGCAGAUGACAGCCACGUGUCCCAGUCUUCUUGGGAAGGAGUGCAGAAAACAUAUGAAGGAGGUUACAGUGGGACUGCAUAUAUGCUAAUGUACAGAAGAGAUGGCGAACAACAGGAUAUUUCAGGCUGAAGACUCUGAAGAUUUAAAGGAAGAUAAUACAGCAUAGGAAAAGGGGAAAUAUUAAUUACAGAUAUUAUUUUUAUUAUCUCUGGUGAAAGGUUACAUAUACUGAACAAUUUUUAGCACUUUAAGAGAUUUGCCAGGAAUUUAAACACAUGCACCAAUUUUUGAUAAAGGCCAGAAGAUGGCGCUCCAGCCUUAAAAUAUGUUCUACGAGAACACAAACACUUGUGUUUUGUGCUACUGUUUAUUAAGAGCAUCUAAGUAUUGUACUGUAUUUUCUGAUAACAACAAAUACAAACUUUGAUUUGAAAUUACUUAGACCAAACAAGCUUGAUUUGUAUUUUAGAAAUGAAAUAAAAUGGAUUAAAGUAGUUUCUGAUUGCUGUGCAGCAAGUGUGCACACAUUUCCAGACACAUAAUUAACUUGGAAAAUAACAGGUAGUGGUCAUUUUGCACAUUUGGUAUUAUACCUUAGCAAUUUUCUGCUGUCUUUUUGGACCUGACUUAUAAAAAGUCAGGUCCAAAAAGACAAUAUAAAAAUAAAUCCUAUCAGUCUACCUAAACAACAUAAUCACAACCUAAAUUACAUAAUGGCUUUCAUAUGUGGUGGAUUGUUUUUGUUCUGCUCUUUUUACUUUUGGGGUUCCUCAGGGGUCUGUGUCGGGUUUUCUGCUCUGCAUUUUAUGUACGCUGUCUUUUAAGUCUGUCCUUGGAUUCGUUUACCAGUUAAAUGUUGUAAUAAAAAUCCUUGUUGAAAUCCCAUUGACAAAAACCUGA
Molecule: messenger RNA, 1999 nt
Organism: Fundulus heteroclitus (mummichog)
Lineage: Eukaryota; Metazoa; Chordata; Actinopteri; Cyprinodontiformes; Fundulidae
Gene: usp18
Product: ubiquitin specific peptidase 18
Exons: 10
Coding region: 230-1228 (332 amino acids)
Biological process (GO): protein deubiquitination
Cellular component (GO): nucleus; cytosol
Molecular function (GO): cysteine-type endopeptidase activity; cysteine-type deubiquitinase activity
Source: RefSeq, a predicted model, not a curated record